Wickerhamiella sorbophila is the source of this 1281-nucleotide messenger RNA. Its product is annotated as Protein PBN1. Gene Ontology annotation, cellular component: glycosylphosphatidylinositol-mannosyltransferase I complex; endoplasmic reticulum membrane. Gene Ontology annotation, molecular function: mannosyltransferase activity. Gene Ontology annotation, biological process: protein processing; GPI anchor biosynthetic process. Bases 1 to 1281 code for a protein of 426 amino acids. The transcript has a single exon. The record is from RefSeq and is a predicted model, not a curated record. NCBI's taxonomy places the organism in Eukaryota, Fungi, Ascomycota, Dipodascomycetes, Dipodascales, Trichomonascaceae.
AUGCGAACGCGUAUCACAUAUUUGAUAGAUGAUGCUGAUGGGGAGAAUCCAGUGGAAAUCAAGGAGAAUAACCUUGUGAAAUUGUCUGGACUGCAGGGGGAAAAGCAUAUCCGGGUUGUGGUCCCUCAUGCGCUUGACGGGUCCAUUGUGUACGUUAGCUGGACGAGUGAAAUACAUCCGGACGGCGUUUUCGACCCUCCCGUGGAGAAGGGCCUACACGUUGAUACUCUGCCGGAUACCGAGUGGUCGAGUCUACUGCCCUGGCUGGCCCAGUGUGGGAUCGAUAUUGACGAGUCGCAAAUAGUUCAAGCUGCGAACUGGGAUUCAUACACCAGUCUCAUCAAGCCCAGUUUCGCAUGUCUGAAGCAAUACGGGAUACCAGAUGGUGCGUAUGCUUUAAAAAUCACUUCAGGAUAUGCAAACGAAUAUUUAACCGGUGUGGAAGCAAACGAUUUGGUUAUCGAGGCGUGGUAUUCUCGAGCUGACUGGUUCGAAACAAUUGAGAAAACCGGCGACAAGACAGAAGUGGGGUUUUUAUCGGUAGACAAAAUGAGUACACCGGCAGACAAGACAUUGUACGGGUUUGUUCACAACGUAGGUGUUGAUGUAAACCGGAUCAUGUUCCAUCAGGUUCCCUCUUUUCGUAGGGUGCCUGGUAAGGCAGUUGGUCGCUUUGAUGACCCUCAUGGCCUUCAUCCUGUUUUCAAACUAGACUUGCAUGUUGCAAAAUACAACAUCCCUUAUGGCUGCAAAUUGUUUGCCCAGCUGGACCUGCCCAAGUCACUGUUCAUCGACAAGUAUCAAAUGGGUGACUUGCCUCGUGUUCAGCCGCCCUUGGAGAAUUUGGGGGUCUGGGGCGAAACUGAUCUAGAGAAGCCGGUCUGGCAGACAUCCAAAGGGAGCACUGCUCUUUUCCGUCUACUUGGCAACGGUUACAAUGAGACAUACCAGAUUCCCAUCCACUCCCGCUAUGAAGAGCCAUCCCCUGCAUUACAUAUUGACCACUUGAUUGGUGAUCCCCUGGUGUUCUGGGCGUGCCAAGAUGAUGAUUUCCCUCAGCAGCACGUCCCAGGGCUGUCGUUCGAAAGUAUUUUCCCUCAGGAUACCGUUUACCACAUAUUGGAGUCGCAACCAGUACAUUACAAGAUCCCGGUGAUUAGCCCUGAACACCGCGACUUUGUCUACAGUGCCACAUCUCUAACCGUCAUCGCUGGCACCUUUCUUAUUAUUUUUGCGAUUUUGCAAAGGCUGUCUGCUCAGCACAAGCUAAAAAACGAAUAG